AUGUGCGAACAGCUUCGUGUUCGUGCUGCAAUAUUCACAGCUAAUAAGCUGCACUUCACUCGGCUGUCGCGGCUACACCUCGUUCUGCCCUCUCGCCCGCUCUCUGUCUGCGGUGGACCAUCUCGUCGAAGCGCUCGCCUCGCGGUUUCGGCCGAGCAGCGGCAAGGAGAGGGCGACGACGGCGGCGGCAGGGGGCAACGCGGGGCUGGCUCGAGGGACGACGACACGAGAGAUGGUGGAGCGGGGGACAAGAGGCCGACUGGGGCCGACGAUAGCAACAGGCGGCGGAAAGCGGAGGACGCGGAAGGGGUGAAGGGCGGAGUGGCGGGCGCAGUGGAGUCGCUGCUGAGAUUCAUCACGCCGCGGCAGAAAGGCGACAUUCGCGACAUCACCCUCGUCUCGCUCUCCUUCGCCGUCCUCGUCUACAUAUCGCAGCGCCUCGUCUGCGCAUACUUCGCGCUUCUCGCAGCCACGCAGUACUGGUAG
This is a messenger RNA of Closterium sp. Naga37s-1, 486 nucleotides long. Lineage: Eukaryota; Viridiplantae; Streptophyta; Zygnematophyceae; Desmidiales; Closteriaceae. The record is from the annotation of a GenBank genome assembly.